AUGAAACAAAAACCUGUUACAGAAUCCGAAGGGAGAAGUGUAGCGAAAGUUAUAGGGGCACAGGCAUAUAUUGAAUGUUCAGGUAACUUUAUUUGCUCUGAUUCAUCUUUUGCAGCUAAGCAAAAGGAAGGCGUUAAUGAUUCAUGUGCAUAUUAUUAUUGGUUUACACCUAAAUCUCCACCUCUCAUUGUCAUUGGGAUAGGUUUGGCAAGACACUUUGAUAAGAGUGGAGUCUUUAAGAUUUACCGUAUUGCAUUUCUUUGUUUAAUGAAUACAAUGCAAAGAUAUACACAAAAUAUGGUCACUUUACAAUAAUAAUAAUCUGUUGGAUUCGAAUUUUUAUAUACCAUUGAUAAAACUCUUUUAGUUUAAUUGUAUAUUAGUCAGUAUAUCAUUGUAUUAUGUAAUAAUGUAUUAGAUUCCAAGUUCGAGCUUGCCUCGUGAUACAGUUUGGUGAUUUCCGCAAUAAUCAUUAACAUAAUCGAUUAUUUCAACGACCUUCAAAAAAUCACGAUUGUGCGUACAACAAAUUUUUAAUAAUCCCCAUAGAAUAUCC
This is a messenger RNA of Schistosoma curassoni, 556 nucleotides long. The record is from the annotation of a GenBank genome assembly. Lineage: Eukaryota; Metazoa; Platyhelminthes; Trematoda; Strigeidida; Schistosomatidae.